AUGAAUGAUGUGACGUUACAUUUUGGUAAAAAGUGGCGCUCGCUCACACCGCAAGACAGGCGGCCGUUCGUGGAGGAAGCGGAGCGGCUCCGGGUCAUCCAUAUGACUGAGCACCCCAACUACAAGUACCGGCCUCGGCGACGGAAGCAGAACAAGACUCGGCCCAACCAGCCCUCCACGCCAGCCAGCGCGCCACCCGCCACCUCCGCAGCGCUCGGCUCGCCCUAUGCGGCUGGCACGGACUCACCCGACCCUCGCUUCAGUCACAACCCCGGAGCCGGCUUCUCCCCUUACCGAACCUCGCCUCUCGCAUCUGACUUCCAAAACAAUCAACAAUUCAACGGCCAUGUCCAAACUCCAGAAUCAUCCCCAGCGCGGUCUCCCGAACCACAAGGCAGGAGGAGCGCACCAGCUGAAGCUCCACUACCCACACCUGAUGCAUCUCCAGUUGAAAAUGAAAAGGAAAACUUUCAAUAUGAGGAGAGAAGGCGGGCGAUUAAUGCGUCCUCAAUGUCUGACUCGUACUCACCUUACAAAACUUAUAGAACGCCGGGUUCCUUCUCGCCAGCGCCAGUCGCAGCCAUGGGAAUGGCUAACGGAAUGUACGUCAUGUGCACGCAGAGGACUUUGACUGAACAGCCGCCUCUGGUAACAGGAACGUUCUUUCCACCAGUCGCAACCUCACAAGACCAACAAGCUCUUGGUACUUCAACGCCAAGAGUUUCUAACGCUCCGAGCGGCCCCGUGCCCACGGAGUACACCAUCCAGUAUCAUCCCUUCGAGCAAUAUGAACAGAUGUAUAAAACAGAAGACUCGUAUGUGUCUCAUUAUCCGGAUCAGCCAAAAACUGAAUAUGACACUGGCGGCAGCUACUUCUCUGAGGAGCCGCCGAAUAAUCAGCAGCAAGAAGGAGAGCAGAACUUCAUGAACCCUCGUCCGGAGAUUAGAACGGGCUCGCCUGAGUCUGAUGUGGAUGCUAGGGAGUUUGAUAAAUACUUGGAUUACGGAGCUGAGGGUCCACUAGACCAACACCAGCAGCAACAGCAAUACAGAUACGAGCAGCAGCAGAACUACCGGCCCCCGUACUGCCCCGAGCAGGCACCGGGUCCCGAGUACUGCUCCGAGAGGAUGUACGCCUCACCAUACGCGUCUGUGAUCGCUGGAGCCCCUCCCGCUAACUACGUGCCCACUGCGCCCGGCUCUGACGUCAGGCCCGAAGACGAGUUCAGCGUAAUACUGGCCGGGGUCCGGCAGACUUGUUACAGCAAUUGA
Molecule: messenger RNA, 1272 nt
Organism: Spodoptera littoralis (African cotton leafworm)
Lineage: Eukaryota; Metazoa; Arthropoda; Insecta; Lepidoptera; Noctuidae
Source: the annotation of a GenBank genome assembly